CGAUGAUAUAUAGAUAUAUAUCUUUAACCAUUUUAUCAAAUUCAAAAAAGGGUUGAAUUUGUGAAAUUGAAUUUGUUAUCCUCUUCAUUUUUUUUUUGAAAAAAAAAAUGAGAGGAAUAUCUGAUAAUGUUCAUGGAGUUAUAUUAGCUAUAUCAUCAAGUAUUUUUAUUGGAGCAAGUUUUAUUAUUAAGAAAAAAGGCCUAAAAAAGGCAGGUGCAACAGGAGGAACCAGGGCAGGUUCAGGAGGACACUCGUAUCUGUUGGAACCAAUGUGGUGGGCCGGGAUGUUAACUAUGAUCGUUGGAGAGGGAGCUAACUUUGCUGCUUAUGCGUAUGCCCCUGCAAUUCUUGUGACUCCUCUGGGGGCUUUAAGUAUAAUUGUGAGCGCAGUGUUAGCCCAUUUUAUUUUGAAGGAGAGACUGCAUAUGUUUGGGAUUGUUGGUUGUGUCCUCUGCUUGGUUGGCUCUAUUAGUAUUGUCUUACAUGCUCCUCUGGAAAGGAAAAUUGAAUCCGUCAUGGACGUUUGGCACCUAGCAUCAGAAGCAGGAUUCAUUAUAUACACAUGUGUAGUCGUGGUGGCUGUGCUUGUCCUUAUUUUCCGGUUUGUGCCUAAAUACGGGCAGAGGUAUAUGGUCAUUUACAUCGGAAUCUGUUCUCUCACGGGGUCUCUCACGGUCAUGGGAGUGAAAGCAGUCGGAAUCGCGCUUAAGCUCACAUUUGAAGGAAAGAAUCAGUUCAAAUAUUACCAGACAUGGUUAUUUACUGUGUUUGUUAUCAUCUUUUGCCUUUUGCAGCUGAACUAUUUGAACAAGGCACUCGACACAUUUAAUACUGCAGUGGUUUCUCCGGUAUACUAUGUCAUGUUUACAACACUGACCAUACUUGCCAGCAUGAUAAUGUUUAAGGACUGGGAUCAUCAGACUGCAACACAGAUAAUAACAGAACUAUGUGGCUUUGUAACUAUCCUAUCUGGUACUUUUCUCCUUCACAAAACCAAGGAUUUGGGGAAUAGUCAAUCAACAAAUGCUAUUCUUCUUCCAAAAAACAAGGACAUAGAAAGUAAGGCGACGAACGAAAACUCGAAAGAAAUUAUUGAAGUUUGAAGAAAACUUCACAAGGGGGUUGUGUGUUAUCUGUACUUUGUAUUAUGGAAGAUAGAAGCAUUUCUUGUUUGGAGAAAAAACAAUAGAAUUCUAUGUGAAGCUAUGGCCAAAAAAGGGCAAAGAUUUUUGACAGUAUAUUGAGAUGCUUCCUCCUUUGUGUUAUGUUGACUUUGAGUAAAUCAUGAUUUGAAAUGCUUCUUUUGAAUGAUGUAUAAUGGUGUGAGAAGAGAAAUGGAUGUGAAAAAAUGUUCUUGGUAAACAAUUUCAUUGUGUAUGUAGGGACAUGAGUACAAUAUGUAUUGAUAUAUUAUUGUUAGUUAAUUUG
This is a messenger RNA of Solanum pennellii, 1428 nucleotides long. Its product is annotated as probable magnesium transporter NIPA2. Gene Ontology annotation, molecular function: magnesium ion transmembrane transporter activity. Bases 108 to 1103 code for a protein of 331 amino acids. The record is from RefSeq and is a predicted model, not a curated record. Gene Ontology annotation, biological process: magnesium ion transport. The transcript has 9 exons. Gene Ontology annotation, cellular component: membrane. NCBI's taxonomy places the organism in Eukaryota, Viridiplantae, Streptophyta, Magnoliopsida, Solanales, Solanaceae.